GUCCAUUGUCAACUGUGUCGCAGUUCGUCACUCGUCGCUCUCCACCAUCUACACUCGCAAACGAAUCCACAAAAAAAACUACACUAAUUAGAUACAAUUUUCGUGAAACAUUUUUCUUUUUUCGCGAGCAUUACGGAUGCUUCUGUACAUAAACGAAACGCGCACAACUGCACGAUAUUAUUAAAAAGAUGUUUAUACAAAUUCCAAACAAUUAAUUAGCGUAUUUACACAUAAAUUAUUAUUUUUAUCAGACUGCCGCAAAAUUUCCCUUGCGUUUUUCUACGAAGAAAAUAAAUAUGGCGCCAGUGCACUUUUUCGUGGAAUUCUAAUAUUAGGAAGUAUAUGGAAAGUAGUAUUAAAAAAUACCUUAUGAUUGACAGCUGUUAGCAUGCGAAUAACAGGAGAAGUAAAACGAUAGAUUAGUUUUUGACGUGAUGUGUCAGUUUUUAUUCAGUAAUUUUUGCUAAAUUUUGUGAAAAUAGUGACAUUUAACGGAAUAUUAAAUAUUGAUAUACUAUGCAAAACGAAUACAUUAAUUAAAAUUAUACAAAAUGAAGCAUUCUACUUCACCCACACCAUCACUGGCUGGGUCCAGUUAUGCGCCAUCAUAUGCAACAUCUCGCGGACAAUCGCCACUACCGCCGCCAGCAAAUCAUACAAGAAAUUGUCUAUCAGCAACAAGCAAAAGUUACAAAUACCUACGGCGAUUACUCAAGUUUAACCAAAUGGACUUCGAGUUUGCUGUUUGGCAAAUGAUAUAUUUGUUUAUAUCACCGCAAAAAGUUUAUAGAAAUUUUAACUACAGAAAACAGACUAAAUCACAAUUCGCCAGAGAUGAUCCUGCUUUUUUAGUUUUACUUGUAGUUUGCCUCUGUGUAACCUCUGUGGUACUCGCAUGGACAAUGGGACUAAACUUUUUGCAGAGUAUUUCAUUCAUUUUAUAUGUUGUAUUUGUGGAUUGCAUCUUUGCGGGCAUCAUUGUAGCUUCGUUUCUCUGGGUAGUAACGAAUCGUUACUUGCGCAGCAGUAGUUUAGAACCUGAUAUCGAAUGGGGCUAUGCUUUUGAUGUUCAUUUAAACGCUUUCUUUCCACCACUGAUACUGCUACACUUUAUUCAGCUGUUUUUCUAUGAUUGGGUUAUAAGCCAGCCAUGGUUUUUUUCGCGUUUACUUGGAAACACAUUUUGGCUUUGCGGGCUGAGUUAUUACAUUUACAUAACAUUUUUAGGCUACAACUGUAUACCACAUUUGAAAAACACGCGCCUGAUUCUAAUACCUUUACCCAUAAUAUUUCUUUUCUAUCUGGUGACUGUGAUCAUUGGCUGGAAUGUGACGAUUUCAUUUAUUAAUUUUUACAAGUAUCGUGUUUACUAGAAAUUUACAAAAUAAGUUAUAUACGCAUUAUUAAUAGAAUUGUUUAUUUAUAUACUUAUAAGAAAGUUCACUACAUAUUUAUGUAGACAUAGAAAGAUGUGUAAUAUUGAUAUUUCUCAGAAUAUAAACUGAAAGUUUUUAUUUACAAAAUCGUA
Messenger RNA from Bactrocera oleae (olive fruit fly), 1528 nucleotides. It is a transcript of the gene Unc50, whose product is annotated as Unc50 RNA binding protein. The record is from RefSeq and is a predicted model, not a curated record. Gene Ontology annotation, cellular component: Golgi membrane. Lineage: Eukaryota; Metazoa; Arthropoda; Insecta; Diptera; Tephritidae.